This is a messenger RNA of Melitaea cinxia (Glanville fritillary), 996 nucleotides long. RefSeq lists its product as uncharacterized. The record is from RefSeq and is a predicted model, not a curated record. The transcript has 2 exons. NCBI's taxonomy places the organism in Eukaryota, Metazoa, Arthropoda, Insecta, Lepidoptera, Nymphalidae. Bases 1 to 996 code for a protein of 331 amino acids.
AUGGAUAAUGAUCAAAAUUCUAAAUUGGUUAACCAGUUUCCAAAGAAAUCAGCACCCAGAUAUAACAGAAGAUCAAAUUACGAUGUUAGGAGAAGAAAAGACACGGAUUCAGAAUCUAGCGAUUCAAGUAGUUCCAGUCUAGAGAUGAAAAAUUGGAAGGACGAGUGGCGAGAGCAUUGGUUGAAGAAAAAAUUAGAAGCAAUCAACUCUUCAUUGCCUAAAGGAGAUAUGGUCAACAUGGUUGCAGCGAGACCCUGGGGCGUUCCUUGUGGGGAUCCAAAUCAACACGAUGCGCCUUGGGGAUCAUGCAUGCUCCCUAUGGAAUGUGAGCCAGAAUACCGAAUUUACCGCGGCGACUACUUUUGUGGUCGUACAAAGUUUAUCUGCUGUGCUUUACAAGUAACCAAUUACGAUUUGUACGCGGGUUUCGAUGUUUCGUUCGCCGAUUCCGAUUUGGAUACAGAAUCUGAAGAAAAGAAAAAUAGGGAAAGAAGUUCUAAAGAGCGUAAGAGAAGAAGGAAACGCAGAGAUAGGAAAAGAAGAUUGAGAGAGAGGAAUAAACGAAAACGUAAAAUAAAGAAAACGAUCCGAAGAAUUGUAAGAGAAAUCAGAAAGAUACUAAAUAGGUCGUUUAGGAAUGGAACAACAGCAAGAAAGAGGAAGACGAAACAAUUAAAAAAGUUUAUAGAGGACAUGAAGAAGCAGUACAUAAAAGAAAGGAAGGCAGUACAGGAUAUUCACGAAACGGAAUUGAUCAAAAUCGAUGCAGCGCUGCAAAAGCGCUUGAACGAAAUAAAAUCAAUGAAUCAGCAAUACAUAAAGAAUGCAACAUUCAGAGAUAUAGUUGUAAAUGGUACGAUUAGUAAACAAAAUGCGAGAAUGCUUGUUGCAGCAUAUCCAGAACUGGCUGAUAUGCUUGACAAGAGACGAAGUGGUUCAAGAAAAGAGAAAGAUUAUUUAGAUUAUGAUAUUGAAUAUGGGUAUCUAUAUUAUUAG